Molecule: messenger RNA, 5529 nt
Organism: Macrobrachium nipponense
Lineage: Eukaryota; Metazoa; Arthropoda; Malacostraca; Decapoda; Palaemonidae
Product: mucin-2-like
Exons: 12
Coding region: 1-5529 (1842 amino acids)
Source: RefSeq, a predicted model, not a curated record
AUGGACCCAUCAACAACUACCACCACUGGAACCAGUCAACAAAUACCUACCCUCAAUAGUUCGAGUAGUUCCAGUGGAUCCAUCAGUGUAUCAAGUCCAACCUUUACUACAACAACUGCAACACCAACAACUACUACUGGAUUGUCUAUGACGACAACAACACCUACUCCCACCACCUCAUCAACUGCAACAACAGGUACAACAACAACUGCGACACCAACCUCAAGUGUAACACCAACUACCACCACUGGACCAUCAACAACUACCACUACUGGACCAUCAACAACUACUACCACUGGACCAUCAACAACUACCAGCAAUAUAACUACCACUACUGGACCAUCAACAACUACCACCACUGGACCAUCAACAACUACCACCACUGGACCAUCAACAACUACCAGCAAUAUAACGACCACUACUGGACCAUCAACAACUACCACCACUGGACCAUCAACAACUAACAGUAAUAUAACUACCACUACUGGACCAUCAACAACUACCACCACUGUACCAUCAACAACUACCACUACUGGACCAUCAACAACUACCACCACUGGACCAUCAACAACUACCAGCAAUAUAACUACCACCACUGGACCAUCAACAACUACCACCACUGGACCAUCAACAACUACCACUACUGGACCAUCUACAACUACCACCACUGGACCAUCAACAACUACCAGUAAUAUAACAUUAACUACAACAACAGUUACACCCACCACUACAACUACUACCACUGGUACUCCAACAACAACUACAACCACUACUACUCAACCAUUGAGUAGUUCCUUCAGUAGCAGCAGUCUAGGUUCGAGUAGUUCCAGUGGAUCCAUCAGUGUAUCAAGUCCAACCUUUACUACAACAACUGCAACACCAACAACUACUACUGGAUUGUCUAUGACGACAACAACACCUACUCCCACCACCACAUCAACUGCAACAACAGGUACAACAACAACUGGGACACCAACCACAAGUGUAACACCAACUACCACCACUGGACCAUCAACAACUACCACCACUGGACCAUCAACAACUACUACCACUGGACCAUCAACAACUAGCACUACUGGACCAUCAACAACUACCACCACUGGACCAUCAACAACUACAACUACUGGACCAUCAACAACUACUACCACUGGACCAUCAACAACUACCAGCAAUAUAACUACCACUACUGGACCAUCAACAACUACCACCACUGGACCAUCGAACAACUACCAGCAAUAUAACUACCACUACUGGACCAUCAACAACCACCACCACUGGACCAUCAACAACUACCAGCAAUAUAACUACCACCACUGGACCAUCAACAACUACCACUACUGGACCAUCAACAACUACCACUACUGGACCAUCAACAACUACCACCACUGGACCAUCAACAGCUACCACCACUGGACCAUCAACAACUACCACUACUGGACCAUCAACAACUACCACCACAGGACCAUCAACAACUACUAUUACACCCACCACUACAACUACUACCACUGGUACUCCAACAACAACUCAACCAACAAUACUACUCAACCAUUGAGUAGUUCCUUCAGUAGCAGCAGUCUAGGUUCGAGUAGUUCCAGUGGAUCCAUCAGUGUAUCAAGUCCAACCUUUACUACAACAACUGCAACACCAACAACUACUACUGGAUUGUCUAUGACGACAACAACACCUACUCCCACCACCACAUCAACUGCAACAACAGAUACAACAACAACAGCGACACCAACCUCAAGUGUAACACCAACUACCACUACUGGACCAUCAACAAUUACCACUACUGGACCAUCAACAACUACCACCACUGGACCAUCAACAACUACUACAACUGGACCAUCAACAACUACCAACACUGGACCAUCAACAACUACCAGCAAUAUAACUACCACCACUGGACCAUCAACAACUACCACUACUGGACCAUCAACAACUACAACUACAGGACCAUCAACAACUACCACCACUGGACCAUCAACAACUACCAGCAAUAUAACUACCACUACAGGACCAUCAACAACUACCAGCAAUAUAACUAUCACUACUGGACCAUCAACAACUACCACAACUGGACCAUCAACAACUACCAGUAAUAUAACAUUAACUUCAACAACAAUUACACCCACCACUACAGCUACUACCACUGGUACUCCAACAACAACUAUAACAACUACUACUCAACCAUUGAGUAGUUCCUUCAGUAGCAGCAGUCUAGGUUCGAGUAGUUCCAGUGGAUCCAUCAGUGUAUCAAGUCCAACCUUUACUACAACAACUGCAACACCAACAACUACUACUGGAUUGUCUAUGACGACAACAACGCCUACUCCCACCACCUCAUCAACUGCAACAACAGGUACUUCUAAUACAACAGCAACAACACCUACAAGUACAUCAACAACAACAGCUGCGACACCAACCACAAGUGUAACACCUUCUACCACCACUGGACCAUCAACAACUACCACUACUGGACUGUCAACAACUACCACCACUGGACCAUCAACAACUACCAGCAAUAUAACUACCACUACUGGACCAUCGACAACUACUACCACUGGACUGUCAACAACUACCACCACUGGACCAUCAACAACUACCAGCAAUAUAACUACCACUACUGGACCAUCGACAACUACCACCACUGGACCAUCAACAACUACCACUACUGGACCAUCAACAACUACCAGCAAUAUAACUACCACUACUGGACCAUCAACAACUACCAGCAAUAUAACUACCACUACUGGACCAUCAACAACUACCAGCAAUAUAACUACCACUACUGGACCAUCGACAACUACCACCACUGGACCAUCAACAACUACCAGCAAUAUAACUACCACUACUGGACCAUCAACAACUACCUCCACUGGACCAUCAACAACUACCACUACUGGACCAUCAACAACUACCACCACUGGACCCUCAACAACUACCACUACUGGACCAUCAACAACUACCACCACUGGACCAUCAACAACUACCAGCAAUAUAACUACCACUACUGGACCAUCAACAACUACCACCACUGGACCAUCAACAACUACCAGUAAUAUAACAUUAACUACAACAACAGUUACUCCCACCACUACAACUACUACCACUGGUACUCCAACAACAACUACAACCACUACUACUCAACCAUUGAGUAGUUCCUUCAGUAGCAGCAGUCUAGGUUCGAGUAGUUCCAGUGGAUCCAUCAGUGUAUCAAGUCCAACCUUUACUACAAAACAACUGGCAAACACCAAAACAACUACUACUGGAUUAUCUGUGACGACAACAACACCUACUCCCACCACCUCAUCAACUGCAACAACAGGUACAACCAACAACUGCGACAUCCAACCACAAGGUGUAACACCGAACUACCACCACUUUACACCCACCACUACAACUACUACCACUGGUACUCCAACAACAACUACAACCACUACUACUCAACCAUUGAGUAGUUCCUUCAGUAGCAGCAGUCUAGGUUCGAGUAGUUCCAGUGGAUCCAUCAGUGUAUCAAGUCCAACCUUUACUACAACAACUGCAACACCAACAACUACUACUGGAUUGUCUGUGACGACAACAACACCUACUCCCACCACCAUCAUCAACGGCAACAACAGUGUAACACCAACUACCACCACUGGACCAUCAACAACUACCACUACUGGACCAUCAACAACUACCACUACUGGACCAUCAACAACUACCAGCAAUAUAACUACCACUACUGGACCAUCAACAACUACCAGCAAUAUAACUACCACUACUGGACCAUCAACAACUACCACCACCGGACCAUCAACAACUACCAGCAAUAUAACUACCACUACUGGACCAUCAACCACAAGUGUAACACCAACUAUCACCACUGGACCAUCAACAACUACCACUACUGGACCAUCAACAACUACCACCACAGGACCAUCAACAACUACCAGCAAUAUAACUACCACUACUGGACCAUCAACAACUACCACCACAGGACCAUCAACAACUACCAGCAAUAUAACUUCCACUACUGGACCAUCAACUACUACCACAACUGGACCAUCAACAACUACCAGUAAUAUAACAUUAACUACAACAACAGUUACACCCACCACUACAACUACAACCACUGGUACUCCAACAACAACUACAACCACUACUACUCAACCAUUGAGUAGUUCCUUCAGUAGCAGCAGUCUAGGUUCGAGUAGUUCCAGUGGAUCCAUCAGUGUAUCAAGUCCAACCUUUACUACAACAACUGCAACACCAACAACUACUACUGGAUUGUCUAUGACGACAACAACACCUACUCCCACCACCUCAUCAACUGCAACAACAGGUACAACAACAACUGCGACACCAACCACAAGUGUAACACCAACUACCACCACUGGACCAUCAACAACUACCACCACUGGACCAUCAACAACUACCACUACUGGACCAUCAACAACUACCACCACUGGACCAUCAACAACUACUACCACUGGACCAUCAACAACUACCAGCAAUAUAACUACCACUACUGGACCAUCAACAACUACCUCCACUGGACCAUCAACAACUACAGCUACUGGACCAUCAACAACUACCACCACUGGACCAUCAACAACUACCACUACUGGACCAUCAAUAACUACCACCACUGGACCAUCAACAACUACCUAUAAACAAUAUACACCUAACUACUACUGGACCAUCAACACUAUACUACUGGACCUAACAACUACCAGUAAUAUAACAUUAACUACAACAACAGUUACUCCCACCACUACAACUACUACCACUGGUACUCCAACAACAACUACAACCACUACUACUCAACCAUUGAGUAGUUCCUUCAGUAGCAGCAGUCUAGGUUCGAGUAGUUCCAGUGGAUCCAUCAGUGUAUCCAGUCCAACCUUUACUACAACAACUGCAACACCAACAACUACUACUGGAUUGUCUAUGACGACAACAACACCUACUCCCACCACCACAUCAACUGCAACAACAGGUACAACAACAACUGCGACACCAACCACAAGUGUAACACCAACUACAACCACUGGACCAUCAACAACUACCACCACUGGACCAUCAACAACUACCACUACUGGACCAUCAACAACUACUACCACUGGACCAUCAACAACUACCAGCAAUAUAACUACCACUACUGGACCAUCAACAACUACCACCACUGGACCAUCAACAACUACCAGCAAUAUAACUACCACUACUGGACCAUCAACAACUACCAGCAAUAUAACUACCACUACUGGACCAUCAACCACAAGUGUAACACCAUCUACCACUACUGGACCAUCAACAACUACCACUACUGGACCAUCAACAACUACCAGCAAUAUAACUACCACUACUGGACCUUCAACAACUACCACAACUGGACCAUCAACAACUACCAGUAAUAUAACAUUAACUACAACAACAGUUACUCCCACCACUACAACUACUACCACUGGUACUCCAACAACAACUACAACCACUACCACUCAACCAUUGAGUAGUUCCUUCAGUAGCAGCAGUCUAGGUUAG